Molecule: messenger RNA, 3815 nt
Organism: Crotalus tigris (Tiger rattlesnake)
Lineage: Eukaryota; Metazoa; Chordata; Lepidosauria; Squamata; Viperidae
Gene: GRM3
Product: glutamate metabotropic receptor 3
Exons: 6
Coding region: 748-3381 (877 amino acids)
Biological process (GO): G protein-coupled glutamate receptor signaling pathway; regulation of synaptic transmission, glutamatergic
Cellular component (GO): membrane
Molecular function (GO): group II metabotropic glutamate receptor activity
Source: RefSeq, a predicted model, not a curated record
CAACAGCUGGAGUGCCGGCUCGCCAGUGGGCAGCGCGGGCGGGCUGGGGGUGUGCACGCGUGGCUGUGCAAAGCAGCCCCAGCAGGCCAAGGAAAGGGUCCGUCUCUUUCCCCCCCUCCCCUCCAAGUCCUGGGGGGGGGCCUCCCAAGUUCUCCAAAGAGCCCUCCCGCUUCCCUUUCCCCCUUCCCCAAAUGGCCCCGGAGACCUGGAGGAGGAGAGCCUUUUGCGUAAAUGCGCAGCAGCAGCAGCAGAGCGCAUCCUCGGAGAGAAGCUAAACUUCUCCUGCCGGGCGAGCCGGGACGGAAGGCCAGCUGCUGCCCCGGCCACUCCUGCCUGACAGCCGCGCCCGGCCCCCCUCGGGGGCCCUGGAUGAGCUGCGCCCCGGAGCCCGGCCAGGAGGAGGUGAAGAAGAGGCCGAGGACGGGGGGACCCUGCCCAGCGCCCCCUCCCCAGCGCCGGCUGCCUGCCUGGCUGGGCGUCCGAGGAGAGGCAGGGAGAGGCGGACGGGAGGAUGACGGAGGUGGGGACGCCCGCCGGGAGCUCAGCAGCAGCAGCAGCAGCGGCGACGGCAGCAGCAGCAGCAGCAGGUCCGGCCAGGCACGGCACCUGACAGAAGGUCCAGUUGGUUUGUCCCUCCCUUCUCAAUGGGACAGCUCUUCGUCCUGCGCAGUUACGUGCUGGAGAGAAUGAAGACCUCUAACGUUUCUACCAAGGUUUCUUAGAGCUGCCGGAAGAGGACCAGUGAAGAUGUUGGCAAAGCUUCCUGUGCUUGCGCUGGCUUUGCUCUCCAAAAGUGUCUUCCUUUCUCUAGGUGACCAUAACUUUUUAAGGAAAGAAAUUAAAAUCGAAGGGGACCUGGUGCUGGGAGGUCUCUUCCCAAUUAAAGAAAAGGGCACUGGUGCUGAAGAGUGUGGAAGAAUCAAUGAAGACCGAGGCAUCCAAAGGCUGGAGGCCAUGCUGUUUGCCAUUGAUGAGAUCAACAGAGACAGCCACUUGCUCCCAGGGAUUAAGCUCGGAGUUCAUAUUUUGGAUACUUGCUCACGAGACACCUACGCGUUGGAACAGUCCCUGGAGUUUGUUAGGGCUUCUUUGACUAAAGUGGACGAAGCAGAGUACAUGUGUCCUGAUGGCUCAUAUGCGGUUCAAGAAAACACCCCCUUACUCAUUGCAGGGGUCAUCGGAGGAUCUUAUAGCAGCGUUUCCAUACAGGUUGCAAACUUGCUCCGGCUCUUCCAGAUUCCUCAGAUCAGCUACGCCUCCACCAGUGCCAAGCUGAGUGAUAAGACCCGGUACGACUACUUUGCAAGGACGGUGCCUCCAGACUUCUAUCAAGCCAAGGCCAUGGCUGAGAUUCUGCGCUUCUUUAACUGGACGUAUGUGUCCACGGUUGCCUCGGAAGGAGACUAUGGAGAAACAGGGAUUGAAGCCUUUGAACAAGAAGCCCGGCUAAGGAACAUCUGCAUCGCCACCUCUGAGAAGGUCGGCCGAUCCAACAUUCGAAAGUCCUAUGACAGCGUCAUUAGAGAACUCCUCCAGAAGCCCAACGCGAAAGUGGUCGUCUUGUUCAUGCGCAGCGAUGACUCUCGGGAACUCAUCGCUGCAGCCAACCGGUUCAAUGUCUCCUUUACCUGGGUGGCCAGUGAUGGCUGGGGAGCCCAGGAGAGUGUGGUCAAGGGCAACGAACAUGUUGCCAAUGGGGCCAUCACUUUAGAGCUUGCUUCCCAUCCAAUCAAAGAGUUUGAUAGAUACUUCCAGAGUCUCACCCCCUAUACUAACCAUCGCGAUCCCUGGUUUAAGGAUUUCUGGGAGCAGAAAUUCCAGUGCAGCCUUCAGAACAGGAAAACCCACAAAAAAGCUUGUGACAAGCAUUUGUCUAUUAACAGUUCCAAUUACGAACAAGAAUCCAAGAUCAUGUUCGUUGUAAACGCGGUGUAUGUCAUGGCCCAUGCCUUGCAUAAAAUGCAGCGGACAAUGUGUCCAAACACUACCAAGCUCUGUGACAGCAUGAAGCAUUUGGAUGGCAAGAAGCUCUACAAAGACUAUUUGCUCAAAGUCAACUUUACAGCUCCCUUCCGUUCUUCCAAGUCUGCAGACAGCCUGGUUAAGUUUGAUACUUAUGGUGACGGGAUCGGGAGAUACAACGUCUUCAACUUCCAGCAAGCCGGAGGCCGGUAUUCCUACCUGAAAGUGGGACAGUGGGCUGAAACCUUGACUCUGGAGGUCAACGCUAUUCACUGGUCCAGAGGCCUUGUUCCCGUGGCCCAGUGCAGUGACCCCUGUGCGCCCAACGAGAUGAAGAAUAUGCAGCCCGGAGAUGUGUGCUGCUGGAUCUGCAUUCCCUGUGAGUCUUUUGAGUACCUGGCUGAUGAAUUCACCUGCAGAGACUGUGGCCCAGGACAAUGGCCCACCGUUGACCUCACCAGCUGUUAUGAUCUACCAGAAGAUUAUAUCAAGUGGGAAGAUGCGUGGUCCAUCGGACCGGUGACUAUCGCAUGCUUGGGCUUCAUUUGUACUUUCCUAGUGGUGGGGGUUUUCAUCAAGCACAACAACACGCCUCUGGUGAAGGCUUCCAGCCGCGAGUUGUGCUAUAUCCUUCUUUUCGGAGUCUUCCUCUCCUACAGCAUGACCUUCUUCUUCAUCGCCAAGCCUUCUCCAGCCAUAUGCACCUUGCGUCGUUUGGGUCUGGGAACGUCCUUCGCCAUUUGCUACUCGGCUCUCCUGACCAAAACAAACUGCAUUGCCAGGAUAUUUAAUGGGGUGAAAAAUGGGGCGCAGAGGCCGAAAUUCAUCAGCCCCUGUUCUCAAGUCCUCAUCUGCCUGAGUCUCAUCAUGGUGCAAAUUGUGCUGGUGUCCGUGUGGCUGAUUUUAGAAGCUCCGGGCACUCGCCGACACACCCUUCUGGAGAAGAGGCAGACGGUCAUCUUGAAAUGCAAUGUCAAAGAUGCCAGCAUGCUCAUCUCUUUAACAUAUGAUGUGAUCCUCGUCCUCUUAUGCACUGUGUAUGCCUUCAAAACAAGGAAGUGCCCAGAAAAUUUUAAUGAAGCCAAAUUUAUUGGAUUCACCAUGUACACAACUUGCAUUAUUUGGCUGGCAUUCCUGCCAAUCUUUUAUGUGACGUCAAGUGACUACAGGGUGCAGACCACCACCAUGUGCAUCUCUGUCAGCCUGAGUGGCUUCGUUGUCCUGGGCUGCUUGUUUGCUCCUAAAGUGCAUAUCGUUCUCUUCCAACCACAGAAGAAUGUGGUCACUCACAGGCUGCACCUCAACAGGUUCAGUGUCAGUGGGACAGGAACCAGUUAUUCCCAAGCCUCAGCAAAUGUCUACGUUCCAACGGUUUGCAAUGGAAGAGAAGUUGUGGAUUCCACCACCUCCUCCUUAUAAUCCUUCGGCCGGCUUUUGUAUUCUUACAUGGUUAGAGAGAAAAGCACAUUCCUUGUGCACCCUGGGAUAAAAAGCGACCCUUUUAAAAGGACUAGCAUUUCUUUUCUAGAAACCGUGUAAUAAAUUAUUUUUGAGGACUGUACAGUCUAUGUGCUGCUCUUUCCAGAGCAACUUUAGGGCCCUUCUGAGAUUAACUGUUCUAAGGGAUGUAUAAAUAGCUAUGAUUCAAAUAGUGCCAGUAGGUUGACCUCAGCGGUGAAGAGGAUGAUAAAAUUGCCAUGUUAGGUGGCUUUCUUUCUAACAUGAGACUUUUUUUUUCUUUUUGUAACUCCUUGUUGUAAUUUAGAUUGCAUUUCUAUGUUGUAUAUUAUAGUUACAUUCUGUGCGACAAGAUGGUUUUCAUGGCAGUAUUAAAGACGUCCGUAAUAAAAUCA